This is a messenger RNA of Pelobates fuscus (common spadefoot toad), 924 nucleotides long. RefSeq names its product BLOC-1 related complex subunit 7 (gene BORCS7). Gene Ontology annotation, cellular component: BORC complex. NCBI's taxonomy places the organism in Eukaryota, Metazoa, Chordata, Amphibia, Anura, Pelobatidae. The transcript has 5 exons. The record is from RefSeq and is a predicted model, not a curated record. Bases 6 to 344 code for a protein of 112 amino acids.
ACUUGAUGGAGAAGGAAGCGGUAGCCAAGAUGGCUGCGUCCGCGGACGGGCAAGCUCGGUACGGGCACUCCGUGAAAGGUUUGCUCACCGAGAAGGUUGGUACGUGCGGUGCUGACGUCAUCGCGCUCACCAAGCAGGUGCUGAAAGGCUCGCGCAGCUCGGAGCUCCUUGGCCAAGCAGCCCGAAAUAUGGUUAUGCAAGAAGAUGCCAUUUUACAUUCUGAAGAUAGCCUCAGAAAAAUGGCGAUUAUAACGACUCAUCUACAGUACCAACAAGAGGCUAUUCAGAAAAAUGUUGAACAGUCGACAAACCUCCAGGACCAGCUGCGGCAUCUAUUGAAAUAGGAAGAAUGUUAUAAAUAGUACUAGCAUCACGGAGGACGUAUCGCAAAUUGUUUGCUUUUCGGUGCAGAUAUAGAUUCCACUUUCAUCGCAGCAUGUGUUGGCUAUUACUUAAAGAAACACUCCGAGCACCAUAACAACUUCAUUGAAAUUAAGUUGCUAAAGUGCCAGGAGGUCCCUGGCACUGGCUCACCUUAAGGGUGACUGGCUGAGAGGCAAGGAGAAGAGCACAAACUUUGUGGUUAAUCCGUUUGACAAUGGUUUAACACCUUAAGGUGAACCAGAGAUCUCAGAAGAUCAUUUAGAUGAAGUUGUUAUGGUACCUAAACUGUCCCUUUAAAGGAAACACACCUUUUUCCUCAUUUUUAUUUACAGUGUUCUAAAUUGCUUGUUGUUUACAGAGUCAGUGGAUUUAAACAUGAUACGUUCCCAUCACCGGCAUCAUCUACAAAAUGAAGACCUAACAUCACUAACUCAUACUGUAUUUAAAUAUUUUCCUUAAAAGUGGAAGAGCCUUAUACGAAUAUAACUUGUUAAAAUGAAUUGCUUUGUCUAUGUAUAAAGAUAUGUAUAUUUGGAUUUG